Molecule: messenger RNA, 7173 nt
Organism: Stegostoma tigrinum
Lineage: Eukaryota; Metazoa; Chordata; Chondrichthyes; Orectolobiformes; Stegostomatidae
Product: unconventional myosin-X-like
Exons: 41
Coding region: 270-6410 (2046 amino acids)
Biological process (GO): signal transduction
Cellular component (GO): cytoskeleton; myosin complex
Molecular function (GO): protein binding; ATP binding; cytoskeletal motor activity
Source: RefSeq, a predicted model, not a curated record
GAUGACGAGGGAGAAAGGGAGAGGGACAGAGAGAGAUACGGGCAGAUAGUCAGGGGGAAGAGAAAGAGGAGUAGGGAGUGAGGGGGACGGAGUGAGUGAGAGAGUGUGUGAGUGUGUGCCUGCUUCCCUACAGGAUCGGUGUAGGCACACCUCUUUCUCUCUCUGGGCUCCCUGUUUAUCGACAGAUCCAACAUGUUCUUCGUCCACAUUUCCUACACCUUCUGCCCCUGAACUGAGAUCAGGAGCUGCAUUGCUGGCUUUGAAACGUCAUGGACAAGUUCCUGAGAGAGGGUUCUUCUGUAUGGCUUCGAGUGAAAGAUCAGCUGCUGCCGAGCAGUGUUAGCUGCACCUCCAAUGGGAUUGCCCUACUCACAACUGAAUAUGGAGAGGUUUUCUCCUAUGAACUGGCUGAACUAUCCGAGGGGAUUGUUGUUCCAAUGCACCAGACCAGUGUUGAUGGGGUGGAUGACAUGUCAAGUCUCACAGAUCUCCAUGAAGCUGCCAUUCUGUACAACCUCUUUCUCCGAUACAAACAGGAUAAGAUCUAUACUAACAUAGGUUCCAUCCUGACUGCAGUGAAUCCCUACAAAUGCAUCGAGGGUCUGUACAGUGUCAACACAGUCGAGUUGUACAGCAAACACCAGCUCGGAGAGCUUCCACCGCACAUCUUUGCUAUUGCCAAUGAGUGUUACCACUGCCUGUGGAAACGUCAGGAUAGUCAGUGCAUUCUCAUCAGUGGUGAAAGUGGAGCUGGUAAGACAGAGAGUACAAAGUUACUACUUCAGUUUCUGUCUGUAACAAGCCAGAGAUCGUUGGGAGGCUCAUCCCAUGAGAGGAGCACACACGUGGAACAAGCCAUCCUCGGGAGCAGCCCAGUCAUGGAAGCUUUCGGGAAUGCCAAGACUGUUUACAACAACAACUCCAGCCGAUUUGGGAAAUUCAUCCAACUUCACUUUUCUCAGAAUGGAAACAUUCAGGGAGGUGCCAUUGUUGAUUAUUUACUGGAAAAGAACCGAGUGGUCAGACAGAAUCCAGCUGAAAGGAAUUACCACAUCUUCUAUGCUCUGUUGGCUGGAACUGACUCACAGCAGAAAGAGGCCUUGUACCUGUCAGACACUGAAUCCUACCACUAUCUGAAGUCUGGGUGUGUGAGCAACAAGAAUCUGGACGACAAACUAAUGUUUGAGAAAGUGAUGGCUGCUUUCUUUGUCAUGGAGUUUGACAGCGAGGAAAUCCAUGAUAUUUUCAAGUUGCUGUCUGGAGUUUUACAGCUUGGAAAUAUUGAGUUCAUCACUGCUGGAGGUGCCCAGAUAACAACAAAAGAAGUGCUCAACAAUGUCAGUGAUUUGUUGGGUUUGGAUUCUUUUCAACUGGCGGAGUUGCUGACCCAGCGGUCGAUUUUCCUGCGAGGAGAGGAGAUCAGCACCCCCAUGACCAUACAGCAGGCUGCUGAUUCCCGGGAUUCCAUGGCCAUGGCACUAUAUUCCCAGUGCUUUUCCUGGAUCAUCAGGAAAAUCAACACAAAGAUUAAAGGGAAAGAGAGUUUCAAAUCCAUCGCCAUUCUUGACAUCUUUGGCUUUGAGAACUUUGAGAUUAAUCGUUUCGAACAAUUCAACAUAAACUAUGCCAAUGAGAAGCUGCAGGAAUAUUUCAACAAACACAUCUUCUCUCUGGAGCAACUAGAGUAUAACAGAGAAGGAAUGUGUUGGGAAGCAAUUGAUUGGAUGGAUAAUGCCGAGUGUUUGGACCUGAUUGAAAAGAAACUGGGCCUCCUUGCUCUGAUCAAUGAGGAGAGUCGGUUUCCAAAAGGCACUGACUCCACACUGCUUGAGAAAUUGCACAGUCAGCACCAGUGUAACUCGUUCUAUGUGAAGCCACGGGUAACUGAUCAUCAGUUUGGGAUAAGACAUUAUGCUGGUGAGGUCAUGUAUGAUGUUCAUGGGUUUCUCGAGAAGAAUAGGGACACUUUUCGGGAUGACAUUCUGAACCUCCUCAAGGAUAGUCGGCUGGAUUUUAUAUAUGAUUUGUUUGAGCAAGUUUACAGUCGCAAUAACGGUGAUGACACAAUGAAAAUGGGAACACAGCGUCGCAAACCGACUGUCAGCUCCCAGUUCCGGGACUCUCUGCACUCACUAAUGGCAACCCUCAGCUCCUCAAAUCCCUUUUUCAUUCGCUGCAUCAAGCCCAACAAUCAGAAGAGGCCGGAACAGUUUGAUGAAGGAUUUGUUCGGAACCAGCUACGUUAUUCUGGGAUGCUGGAAAUGGUGAAAAUUCGACGUGCUGGAUUCCCGGUCCGACGACCAUUCCAGGAAUUUUAUCUGAGGUACAAGAUGCUUUUGAAAAAUCAGAAGAUCCCAGAGGAAGAAAAGGAGCGCUGCACAAUAUUGUUAAAACUCUAUGAUGAGUCCAAUUCUCAUUGGCGUUUGGGAAAGACCAAGGUAUUUUUGAAGGAGGUUUUGGAACAGAAACUGGAGAAAGUUCGAACAGAGGAGUUGCGGGGAGCUGCCAUGGUCCUGCGAGCUUAUAUCAUGGGCUAUCAGGCAAGGAGACACUACCGGAAGGUUCUGGCGAGCUUACUGAUCAUUCAGAAGAAUUACCGAGCACACUUCUGGAGAAAUGUCUUUUUACGUUUGCGCUCAGCAGCAAUUGUUUUCCAGAAACAUCGCAGAGGGCAGCUUGCUCGCCGUUUGUUCCUGCAGCUGAAAGCAAAGAAGCAGAUGUUAGAGGAGCAACGGCAAGAGGAGGAAGAACAGAGAAGGAGAGAAGAGGAGGACAGACUGAAAUGGCAAGAGGUGAACAAAGGGCUGCCGGGUGAGGAUGUGAAUCUGCAGCAAAAGGAUGAAAUGAGAUGUCAGGAAAGGCAAGAAACACCAUUAUCACCCAGCCAGCUCAGUGAAAGCACGCCGUUGGUGGAGCAGGAGAAUGAUGUCGAAGUGCUGUCAGAUUUGGCGCAGGCGGAGAGGAAACAAAUACAAGAGAUAGUGCGUCUCGAGCAUGAAAUCCAACGGUUGCAAAAUGGAAGGGGAUUGAGCUGUGGGAAUGCCAUCUGUGCUCUAUCACGGAGAGAGAUGGAGAGCCAACGUAAGGAGGAGAUCAGACGCUUGGAGAAGGAAGCAUCCAGAGUGGCACAGGAAUUCCUGGAGUUGCUGAACUUCGGAGGGUUGGAUGAGAGUGUCCGGAGUGUUGAGCAGUCUCCAUCGAGUAGGGACAAUCUCUGCAGUAGGAGCUGCAUUGGGCAGUGUCCUGAGCAGGAGCUGGACAAAGAAUUUCAAACUGAUGAGGAAAUGUCAACAGUGACGUAUACAGGUCAGAAUGAUGGAUCAACGAGUCAAAUGCAAAUCAGUAACUAUGUGCAGGACAAUGAGUAUGUGAGCUUGCCUUUGUCCAUUGAAUCACUGGAGGAGAGAGAGAAUCCCCAGGAUAGGAGAGGCAGCAAUCGGAGUCCACUGUGGGAGAGUGAGGAAAUCUCAAACACUGGGCCUGGCUCUCUCUACGCAACUGACAACAGUGAAGAACCGAUUUACAGUCUCCCCCCUGAUGUUGAAUCAGAUUAUGAUCAUGAUGAGUUUGAUGAUCCAGUUACAAAUCAUGGCGAGUCACAGGACAGUUUGAAAAUAUCCAACUUUAAUCCCAGGAACAUGGGGAUGUGUCGCUGCAGCACUGACUCGUUUAUGGACAGCGAGGAGGAGCUUGACCUGCGAGCAGAUACUGACGAAGAGUUCAACACUUGUCGAGUGCCCAUUACCAGUGGGUCCAGGGCCCCAUACUUCCAUGGUUACUUGUACAUGAAAGGAGGCCUGAUGAUCCCAUGGAAACGGCGCUGGUGUGUUCUAAAGGAUGAGACCUUCAUGUGGUUCCGAGCCAAGCAGGAGGCCCUGAAGUCAGGCUGGCUGUACAAGAAAGGUGGUGGCAUGUCCACGCUAUCGCGCAGGAACUGGAAACGCCGCUGGUUUGUGCUGCGAGAAACCCGGCUCAUGUAUUUUGAAAAUGACAGCGAAGAGAAGCUGAAAGGGACAAUCGAUGUCCGAGGGGCAAGAGAAAUUGUGGAUAAUGGGGAGAAGGAAAAUGCUCUGGAUGUGGUGACGGAUGAGAGAAUCUAUCACAUCAUCGCCGAGUCUCCUCAAGAUGCCAGUGAUUGGUUCAAUGUACUAAGUGGUGUACACAGUGCGACACAGCAGCAGUUGCGAGAGAUGCGUGAUGAACAGGCAAAUCCAAAGAAUGCAGUGGGCACUGUGGAUGUUGGAUUGAUUGAGUCUGUAUGUGCCUCCGACAACCCUGACAGACCAAAUUCUUUUGUGAUUAUCCUGGCGACACGUGUGAUUCACUGUAACUCCGUCAGUCCGGAGGAAAUGCAUCACUGGAUAUCCCUCCUUCAGAAAUCCAAGGGAGAUGCCAUGAACCUGGGACAAGAAUUCAUUGUUCGUGGUUGGCUCCAUAAAGAGAUGAGGAGCAGUGGGAAAACCUCGUCAUUGAAACUGAAGAGACGUUGGUUUUUGCUGAAUAGUAACUCACUGGAUUAUUACAAGUCUGCUGAACGGACCUCAACCAAGCUGGGCACCUUGGUCCUGAACAGUCUCUGCUCUGUCAUUCAACCUGAUGAUAAAACCUUCAGAGAAACAGGUUAUUGGCACUUUGUGGUUCAUGGCAGGAAACACUCCUAUCGACUUUACACCAAGUUACUGAAUGAGGCCACACGCUGGACAAGUGCCAUUCAGAACGUCAUCGACAGCAAAGUUCCCAUAGAAACUCCAACCCAGCAGCUGAUUCAUGAUAUCAAGGAGAACAGUGUGAACGUGGAGAUUGUGGAGCAGAUUUACAAAAGGAACCCAAUCCUACGUUAUACCCAACACUCCCUGCACUCGCCUCUUUUACCAUUGCUCUAUGGAGACAUCGACCCCAGUUUGCAAAAGGAGAAAGGAUACACAAAUCUGCAGGACGAGGCUGUCAGGAUCUUCCAUUCCCUGCAGGAGCUCGAGGCUAUCUCUGAUCCCAUUCCAAUCAUCCAGGGGAUCCUGCAAACUUGCCAGGACCUCAAAUCGCUGCGGGAUGAGGUUUACUGUCAGCUCAUCAAACAAACCAACCACAUGCCUCACCCAUACGGCACCGGGAGCCUGCACCACUGUCGGCUGCUCAGCUGCAUGAGCUGCACCUUUCUGCCUAGCCGCACCAUCCUUCGCUACCUCAAGUUCCACCUGAAGAGGGUUAGAGAGCAGUUCCCAGCAACAGAGAUUGAGAAAUACGCCCACUUUAUUAAUGAAUCUCUGAAGAAAACCAAAGUGCGGGAGUUUGUGCCAUCGCAGGAAGAGAUUCAGGCAUUAAUUGGUCGGCAGGAGAUGGUGACGACUGUUUACUGUCAUGGUGGAGGAGCCUGUAAAAUCACCAUCAACUCACACACAACAGCAGGAGAGGUUGUUGAGAAGUUGAUCCGGGGUCUGGCGAUGGAGGACAGCAGGAAUAUGUUCGCUCUCUUUGAACACAGUGAGGACGGUGACAAGGCAAUUGAGAGCCGGGUCAUUGUGGCUGAUAUUUUGGCGAAAUUCGAGAGGCUGGAACUUGGUGCUGAGGGUGGUCCCAGGUUGUCUGGCCUGUACUUCAAACUGUACUGUUUCCUGGAUGUGGAGAACGUGGCAAAGAAUGGAGUGGAGUUUGCCUUCAUGUUCGAACAGGCCCAUGAGAGUUUACUCAGUGGACAUUUCCCUGCACCCGAGGAUACCCUGCAGCUUUUAGCAGCUUUGAGACUGCAAAACAUUCAUGGAGAUUACAACAAGAGCUCCUUGAAUCUCCAGGAAGUUUAUCCUGUCUCCAAACUGAGAAACAAGAUCUUGCAAUCCACAAAAUUCAACUCGCAGACCCUAAAGAGGAGGACCAGUUUUUUGGAGGGGACAUUGCGCCUCGGCCUUCGCACAGGCUCUGUGAAGAAACAGAGGAUGGAAGAAGAGCAAAUGUUAGAGAUGUGGUUGAAAGAAGAACUGUCUGCUACUCGCACAAGCGUCGCUGAUAAAUGGAAAAGGCUACGGGGAAUGACGCAGCAGCAAGCCAUGCUGCGGUACAUGGCCAUUGUCAUGGAGUGGCCUGGCUAUGGUUCGACUCUCUUUGAUGUAGAGUGUAAGGAGGGUGGAUUUCCCAAUGAACUGUGGUUGGGAGUCAGUGCUGAGAAUGUUUCAAUCUACAAACGAGGUGAUGCCCGGCCUCUGGAAACCUUCCAGUAUGAACAGAUUGUUUUCUUUGGUGCUCCACUCCCAAAUACUUACAAGAUAACUGUGGAAGAGAGGGAAAUGUUCUUUGAGACUCCACAGGUUGGUGAAAUCACCAAGAUAAUGAAGGGCUACAUCAACACGAUUGUGAAGAAACGAUACAGCAUCAAGUCUGCAGUCACUAACCGCAGCGAGACCAGUGACUGGACCAGAUGAGCAGGACCACUCCCCUAGUCCCUCCUCACACCCCUACCCUCCCCUUGCCCUCCUCUCACUGACCAAGGAAAGACUGAUGAAGGGAAUGAUGAUGGGUUAUUGGCACCUCCUGUGGUGUGGUCAAUAGUGGUCAAAGGGCAGUUGGAGGUGGGAGGCCAUGUGAUGAGAUCUCCAGGAGUACAUCCAAUCACAGUCGGCAGUCUGAGAGGAGAUGAAAAGCCAGGGUGGAGCUGGUUCAGUCCUGACACAGCCGUUCUCAAUGACUCUGAGGUCACCACACCAGCUCGGCCUGCGAUACUGCGGGCAGUGUUGCUGAGAGGAAUACAACGUGGAAACGAUGGGUCGAAUAGCCAGCUUUGGUGCUCUGCCAUUCUUUGACACUUCCUGCUGAUCAGAGAGGUUUCUCUGUCAGUCUUUGUCUUCUUUUCUCCCUGUUUACUGUGUUUCUGUCUCUCUUUCACUCUCUUUCUUGCCUUGUCUCUGACUUGAGCAAUCUGUUUCUGGCCAUCCCUCCCACUUGGCCCUAUGCCCCCUUCUCUCAGUCUGUCUCAUUUUCUCUCUGUCACUUUCUUUCCCAUUUUGACUUUUCUUUCCUUAGAGAUUUGUAACUGGCUUUACAAAGCAAUUCCUCGAAUGUACCAAUUUAUUUAAACAUUGUAUUGAGAUUGGACAGAUUAAAGGAGAUUCUGCAGCUGCUCAACAUCACAAAAUAACCAAAUAUCCCAAAUUGGAGUUUUGUAAGUUUGUUUUUUCACUGACAAAU